AUGGCGGGAAAGGCAGCCACUCUCUCGGCUGAAAGAUCCGCGUUCGCUUGGAUUCCGGCAUCACCGAAUGACAAGCGCCCUGCCCAUGGCAACGCGGCGCGCGAGGUCAAAGGGCACAAAUUGUCCCGUCGGUGGUCGCCGUGCCAAGAGUAUUUUGGGUGGAAACCCACUGGCAACAGGGCGACCUUCCCGACGAGGAUGUGGUGGGCGUACGUGUCGAGACAGGUGGGCCAGUCUGAUUUCAGCACAGAGAUGGACGCCCUUGGCAUCUUUGACUGGGACACCACAGACCCCGAGGCGCGCGUGGCAGAUCGAAUCGUCGACGUCGAGUUCGAUCAGAGGGCGUACCGAGAGCUUUCGGAGGUACAGAUUCGCAACAUGUGGCACGAGCCGCCCGAGUUCACCGUCUACGACCCGGACCUCUUCAACGUCAACGAAGUGGAUGUCAGAACAGAUGAACGCGCCAUGCGCGCUCAUCUCACGGAAGUGGGCCAGUUCCGCCCAAUUUUGGUGCGCGAGCUCAACAUCCUGAAGGCGCGCCGCGAGAUGCUGGAGCUGGCGCACAGGGACAUCUAUAGAAACCGAUCAGAUCUACCACAAGUCUCCACUGAAGCGCACAGGAUCGAGGCGUGCAUGCAGUACUUGCUACAGUCGCACGCCACAGCGAUCAGACGUGGCCAGCGAGCCACGCUGGACACAUUCCAGCACGCAGCAGUCGAGCUGUGGCCGCUGCACGUGUACGAGGACCGGGCAAAGACAACCGUGGCAAGGGCGGUUAUGACAGCUGGGCAGAUCGCCGUUGCGACGACCGCGAUCAAUGGCGCCGCGGCGGCAGAUGGCACUGGUAAGCCCCAGACGUCCAUGCGCCCAUGGCGCUCUGGUGGCUACGCGGGCGCAGACGCAUGCACCCUCGGCCCGUGGCCGCAUGGCGCGCAUCACGUGGCAGGCGGGGCUGCUGGCGGCUGUGAGAGCCUCGCGCCCGCAUUAUUUGACACCCUCGGCCCAUGGCCGCAUGGUGCGCUCCACGUGGCAGGCGGGGCUGCUGGCGGCUAUGAGAGCCUCGCGCCCGCGCCCGCCCGAAUUCGCGCGCUGCAGCCGCUCCCGGCGGCAGCCCUGGUCGCCGCCGCGGGCGCCGCGCUGGUGGCCGAGCCGGGAGCUGACCACCUCGGAGGCGUGGCAGGGCCGCGGCCGCGGGCCGAGGCGGGGCCGCCCCUCUCGGCGCGGCGCGGCGCGCGCCGCCGCGGCGGCCGCGCGCAGCCGCCGCCCGUCGUCGUCGUCGCCGCCGUCGCCGGGCUUGCUGCUGCCGCGCCGGCGCGGGGCGCCGUCGGCCUCGUCGUGCCCGCGGGGCCCCCGGCCGCCGUGGGGGGCCGCGCGCGUCGUCGGCCGCCGCCGCGCCGCGGCGUGGCCGUUGCGGUGCGUGCCGCCCCGUCGGCUCGCGCCGCGCUGGGCGAGGGCGGCGGUCUGGGAGGUCUCGUGCUUGCCGCCUUGGAGGUUGGAGUCGGCGGAGGGUGCGAGGUGGGCCCGUCACCGGUGCUGGCCCGCAGGCAGCUGGCGCCUCGAACCAGCACAGAGGCGGAGGUCGCGCCCAGCGAGGGCGGCGCCUCGCGGGGGGCGUCGCGGCUCGCCGGCGAGGAUUGCUGGGCUGCGAAGCGGAAGCUCCGCCAGAUCGACGACGGGAACGGGAACCAGUACCUCAGCUACGAGGAGGUCCAACAGAUCGUCAACCUGGACGAUACGAGCCUUCUCUUCGUGUGGGACAUCUUCAACCAGCAGGACGAGUUCGUGGAGACCCGUGAGUUGCUGACCGCCCUCUGUGUCUUCAGCGCCGCCUCCCUGAGCGACAAGGGCCGUUUCCUCGCGUCGCUCUUCGACAGCCUCCAGUGCGGGCUGAACACGGGCGCGGAGCUGGCGCAGCUCUGCGCCGGGGUCCUGGGCGUGCUGGCCCGGUGCACCAACACGGCGUCCAAGCCGAAGGAUGUUGCGCUGAUGGUGCGCGAGGAUUUGCCAACUUGGGUGCCCGUUCUUCAAGACGAGGCAGUGUCCUUCGAGGCUGACCGUGUGAUCGGCAGCGACGAGCUAGACGAAGCUAUCGGAUCUCUCCGGUCCGCCUAUGGGAAGACGCCGUUGUACAACAAGUAUUCCGUAACGUCGCAGGAGAUUGGGCAAGGCGCGGCAGGCGGCCCCACCGACGACGCGUUUCGCAUGGGCAGCCGCAGGGCGUCCGUGAUGUCGGCCGCGCCGCCGUCGGCCCCCGUCCGCGUGGAGCAGAGGGCCGCCCCGGGAAUGGCUGGGCCCCCGCCGGACCAGCUGGCGCACAUUUCCUGGAUGAAGAAGCUCGAGAGUGCGGAUACGGCCAACGGCAGGAGCAACAAGGUGACCGCUGAUGCGCUCAAUGGGAUCAGAGCGGAGGCCGCCAUCGCGACGCAAGACGCCGCACACAUUUGGAUGAUCAUGCCUGACGAGGACUUCGCGAGCAUCGCAAAGGAGCUCGCCGCCUUCCGUCAAAUGUUUGUCAAGUCCGUGUCGGUGGCCCUGGGCCUGCCUUCGGAGUGCGUCGAGGUGGUCAACGUCACGCAGGGCAGCGUGGUGGUCGACGUGAUCCUGCGGCCCGCCGGGAGCCUGCACGACACGAGGACGGCGUGGGACCUGGUCCACGCGCUGGAACAGCAGAUCGCGAAUCCGCACAGUGCCCUCAGGAAGGGCCCGCUGGCGCACCGAGUGAGGGGCGCGGAGAUCCUGACGGGCGAGCCCACGCGCGUCGUCGCAGGAGGAGGCGGUGGCGACACUGCGGACCAGGGCUGCCAGACCGACCCCGCGGAGCUGGCCACGCCUCGCGUGCCAGCGGAGCCCGACGACGCGGGCGAGGCGGCGGGCGCAGCAGAUGCCAGAGAAGCUGCCGCGUACCUGAAGGAGGCCCUGCGGGAGCUCCAGGCCGUGAGGCAGCGCACGGCCAGGGCGGAGGCGGCGACCGCGGCCGUGCUCGCCGAGGUGAGCCAGCGCGACGCCCUCAUCGAGGAGCUCCGAGCGCAGGUGGCGGCCUCCUGA
Molecule: messenger RNA, 3045 nt
Organism: Prorocentrum cordatum
Lineage: Eukaryota; Dinophyceae; Prorocentrales; Prorocentraceae
Source: the annotation of a GenBank genome assembly